ACAUUCCAAUAAGGAAGGAUAGCAAAACAAAUAAAAUAGCAGAAGAAAAGUACAGCAACAACCAACAACAAUUCUAUUCUACUCUUAAAAACCAAAACUAAAACAAAGCUAACCAUGGGUGGGUGGGACCCAUUUCUUGGUUGGAGUAAAAUCUGUUGUGGGGUGAACCCCCUUUAGGCCUUUACCAAAUCUGCAUCCUCAAGAACAAACACAAUCAAUAUUCAAUCCCAUUUCACCUUUUUUUUUUCUUUCCUGUUCUUCUUUUUUAUGGAGUCAAUAUUUUAGCUUUGUUAACCUUCAUCUGCAGGCUUCCAAGUUCUUCAUCCAUUUUCUUCUCCUAUAGGUGAACCCUUUUUGUGUUUUAGAAUCUAAGAGGUAUAAGAUGGUUUCUGAUUAGUGAACGUGAAUUUUUGAAAUCAGAACUUGGGAGGCUGUUUUUAGAAUCUUGUAAAGAAAAUGGAAGCUGAGAAACAUUCUGAGUUAUCUGCUCUAAAGUCUCCCGAAGGAAGUAGGUUGUGGAAGGAGGAGUUGGAAAAAUGUGAAUCUCAAGUUGAUGAAUUGCAAUCAAAAUUUAUGGAGGUAAAAGCUUCUAUUGAAGGAUCUGAAGCCGAGUCGGAUAAAGAUUUGGAUAUGCUUUGGAGGAGAGUGAAAAUUGCAGCAACUUUGCUGACUUAUUUAAAGAGUAGAGCAAGAACAAUGGUUGUUCCUCACUUAGCAAAAGCAUCUUGUGGGAUAAAGUUGUUGCAAGGUGUAGGGCUAGUUGACAAAGAUGGAAUUCCGUUGUCUAGCUGGUCUAAAAGUAUAGAUCUUUCUUCUAUUGAUGUUCAAACAAAUAAUGGAAGUAGUGAUCCGGGUAAUUUUGUUCAUGAUAAAGAAGGAGCCUAUGUGUAUGAUCUACUAAACUCCGUGCAGACAGUUUCAAAUGUGAUGGAAACUCUGGUUAAAAGGGUCCUAAUUGCUGAGUCUGAAACUGAAAUUGAGAAAGAGAAGGUAAACUUCAGUCAGGAAGAAAUUAAGAAGAAGGAAACUCAACUUGAAAGCAUGUCUUUGAAGCUGGAGGAAAUGGAAAGAUUUGCUUUCGGAACUAAUUGUAUUCUAAAUGAGAUGCGGCAACGAGUUGAAGACUUAGUUGAAGAGACAUCUAGGCAGAGACAGAGAGCUGCUGAAAAUGAACAAGAACUUUCUCGUGUAAAGCGCGAUUUUGAGUCUCUGAAAUCGUACGUCAGUAGUCUCAUUAGUGUUCGAGAAACACUUAUUUCGUCUGAGAAGCAAUUUCAAACUAUCGAAAAGCUAUUUGAACGGCUUGCUGCUAAAACAACCCAAUUAGAGGGAGAAAAAAUGCAAAAAGAAGCUGAAGUACAGAAACUGAUGGAAGAAAAUGUGAAGUUGCAUGCUUUAUUAGACAAGAAAGAAGCCCAAUUAUUGGCCAUGAAUGAACAAUGCAAGGUCAUGGCCCUCAGUGGUUCUAAUAUCUAGACUUCGAAAUCGACACAUGAUUCACACCGUUUCUAACUGUGCGGUUUGUUUUCUUUAUUCUGUAUCAUUGUGCAGUUAGUUGCUUAGCUCCUCCAUUGUAGGAGCCGAGCUGAGCUCAUCAUCUGAAAAUCCUUGAAUUUGAUUUGCUGUUUCCCGAACUGUACUUUUUAUUAGUGAAUCAAGUGUUGUAACAGUCGAUAUGGAUUAUUCGUUCAAUCAAUGCAAAGAUGUCUCGUGCUUUUUCUCGCUC
Messenger RNA from Amaranthus tricolor (Joseph's coat), 1726 nucleotides. RefSeq lists its product as uncharacterized. Lineage: Eukaryota; Viridiplantae; Streptophyta; Magnoliopsida; Caryophyllales; Amaranthaceae. The record is from RefSeq and is a predicted model, not a curated record. The transcript is spliced from 3 exons. Gene Ontology annotation, biological process: response to red or far red light; negative gravitropism. Bases 457 to 1476 code for a protein of 339 amino acids.